AUGGACGCUCUACCCACGCCGCCGGCUACGGCCCCCAACUCGGGACCUUCCACUCCGGAUGCUCAAAAGCGUAUCGACUACCUCGCCGGGUACAAUCUUGAUGAAGACAUACUCGGCAAGAUUAAGGACGAUCUUGUAGACAUUGCACGUGCGGCUGGACAGAUGAUGAUCAACGCUGAUCUCACUGUCGAUGAGUCCGACACGAAGAAGAACUCCUCGGACCGUGUCACCUCCACGGAUAAGGCGGUCGAGAAGAUGGUGCAAGACCGUCUCAGGUCCACAUACCCGGCCUUCGGUUUCCUCGGCGAAGAGGGGUUCAAGACCGGCGACAAGCUCGAGGACAAGCCGACGUUCGUGUGCGAUCCCAUCGACGGGACGCUGAACUUCAUCCACGGCUUCCCGAACACCGCGGUGUCGUUGGCCCUCACAGUCGACAAGAAGCCCUUCGUGGGUGUCGUGUACAACCCUUUCCGCGGCGACUUGUUCACGGCCGUCAAGUGGCAGGGAGCUUUCCUGACCACCGCCACGGGUCUGACACGUCGUCUUCCUAUUUCACCCAUCCCGAAGCCUCUGCCCUCGCUGAACGAGGCACUCGUAGCCGUGGAAUGGGGAUCCCAGCGCUCCGGCCCCAACUGGGCGCUUCGCACGUCUAUGGCCCAGCAGCUCAUGACCGACAAGACGGCUGGCGGUGCGAUGGUGCACAGCAUCCGGUCCAACGGCUCUGCGGCGUUGGACUUCUGCUACGUUGCAGCUGGCCAGAUCGACAUGUUCUGGGAGGGCGGAUGCUGGGUGUGGGAUGUCUGCGCCGGGUGGAUCAUCCUGGAGGAGGCGGGUGGUAUGGUCGCGAGCGCGAAUCCUGGAGAUUGGGAGCCCACGCUGGAGGGUCGCCUGUAUCUCGCUGUCCGAGGGGCUAAGCGUGCUGAGCAGGAGGGUGUGGUCAAGCAGUUGUGGGACAUGAUGGGCGAGCGCAAGUUCAUCUACUGA
Molecule: messenger RNA, 984 nt
Organism: Paraphaeosphaeria sporulosa
Lineage: Eukaryota; Fungi; Ascomycota; Dothideomycetes; Pleosporales; Didymosphaeriaceae
Product: inositol monophosphatase
Exons: 1
Coding region: 1-984 (327 amino acids)
Biological process (GO): phosphatidylinositol phosphate biosynthetic process; inositol metabolic process; signal transduction
Molecular function (GO): inositol monophosphate 1-phosphatase activity
Source: RefSeq, a predicted model, not a curated record